Macrosteles quadrilineatus (aster leafhopper) is the source of this 2719-nucleotide messenger RNA. RefSeq names its product inositol-3-phosphate synthase 1-B (gene Inos). Gene Ontology annotation, cellular component: cytoplasm. Gene Ontology annotation, biological process: phospholipid biosynthetic process; inositol biosynthetic process. NCBI's taxonomy places the organism in Eukaryota, Metazoa, Arthropoda, Insecta, Hemiptera, Cicadellidae. The record is from RefSeq and is a predicted model, not a curated record. Gene Ontology annotation, molecular function: inositol-3-phosphate synthase activity. The coding region runs from base 126 to 1682 and encodes 518 amino acids. The transcript has 9 exons.
GAGGAAGAGAGGAAAGGGUUGAUGUUUAGGGGUUGAUUAGGUUAUUGUUGGUGUUAAGUGAAAGUGUUUAUUUUUUUAAUUCACAUUUUAAUUUUUAACUUUUUAGACCUAUCAAUCUAAUUAGUAUGGAUUCUCCGAAAGAGGUUAUUGUCAAUAGCCCAAAUGUGACAUAUUCUGCCGAAUUCAUAGAUGCUACCUAUCAAUAUCAUACAAAUAAGGUUGAAGUUGACAAGGACAAAAUAAUUGUGACUCCAGUGGUGACCAACCUACAGAUGCGCACAGUCCGGAGAGUUCCCAAGAUAGGCGUGAUGCUGGUAGGCUGGGGUGGCAACAACGGCUCUACAUUCACUGCUGGUUUGCUCGCCAAUAAACAGGGCACUACCUGGCGGACCAAGCGGGGCGAUCAUCAACCCAACUGGUUUGGAUCAAUCACUCAAUCCUCCACCAUGUUGCUGGGCAGCAGUGUCAGUGUUGACGGGAAGGGUGUCUACUGUCCGAUGGGUCAGCUGUUGCCUAUGGUACGUCCCGAGGAUCUUGUAGUCGACGGAUGGGACAUAUCCUCGCUUGAUCUCUCCGCAGCCAUGGAGCGAGCUCAAGUCAUUGACUGGGAUCUUCAGCAAAAGCUGCAACCCCUCUUGAAGAAAUUGAAACCUCGACCGUCGAUUUUCAACGAGAAAUUCGUAGCUGCUAACCAGACUUAUCGUGCAGAUAACAUCAUCAGUGGCAGCAAGUGGGAACAAGUAGAGGCUGUGCGCAAAGAUAUACGUGACAUGAAGGACAAGAAUGAGGUUGACGAGGUGAUUGUACUGUGGACGGCCAACACUGAACGCUUCACUUCUGUUGAGCCCGGACUUAACGACACAGCUGAUAACCUCCUCUCUUCUAUCAAGUCUGAUGCGGAAGAAAUCUCCCCUUCCACCUUAUUUGCAGUUUCUGCAAUACUUGAAGGGGCGACAUUCAUCAAUGGGUCGCCACAAAACACUUUCGUCCCUGGGUGCAUCGAGCUCGCCGCCAAACACGGUGUGUUUAUUGGUGGAGACGACUUCAAAACCGGACAAACAAAGCUGAAGUCUGUGUUGAUGGACUUUCUGGUGUCUGCUGGGAUAAAGCCACUUUCCAUAGUCAGCUACAACCAUCUGGGAAACAAUGAUGGACACAAUCUCUCAGCUCCUGCUCAAUUUAGAUCUAAAGAGAUUUCCAAGAGUAGUGUAGUGGAUGACAUGGUGGAAUCAAACUCAAUCCUUUACAAAGAUGGGGAGACUCCUGAUCAUGUUGUUGUCAUUAAAUAUGUUCCUUCUGUAGGUGACAGCAAGCGCGCGAUGGACGAAUAUUUGUCCGAACUGAUGCUCGGAGGACAAAACACCAUCUUUAUCUCCAACAUCUGUGAGGACUCGCUGCUGGCCGCUCCCAUCAUGCUCGACCUCAUCAUACUGGCCGAGUUCUGCAAGCGAGUCACUAUACGUCCGGCUGACAACAGCUCUCCGUUCACAGCUCUGCACCCCGUUCUCUCUGUGCUCAGCUACCUGCUCAAGGCUCCGUUGGUGCCUUCUGGUGCGCCAGUGGUGAACGCACUGUUCAAACAACGAUCCUGCAUUGAAAACAUCCUGAGGGCUUGUCUAGGUUUACAACCAGAACACCAUAUGUUGUUGGAGACCAAACUACAAGCAAACAUAUUUCACUAGCAUUCUGUCGGACGAGAUCUACAAGUUACCAACCUUACUAUUCUAUGUUGUUUGAUGGAGUUAUAUUAGUUGUUAAACAUGUAGCUGAAAGUAAACUUGAACUCAGUAUAGGGAACUCAGUAAGCUUUGAACUCACUGUAAUUGUCAUAUUUUGCGUAUUAAUAGCGUAUAUUUUGCGUUAUCUAUGACUUGUUAAUGUAACACAAAUUGAAGAAGAAAAAAGAAUAAUUUAAAAGGUGUUAUUGGAUGGAUGUGUUGGGAUGACGGAUCGAGAUUCUUCAACCCAAAAAAUUAAAAGCUUAGCUUAAUAUUUAUUUAUUUGCUCGAGUUACAUAUUGUCAAAAAUGAAACACAAUCCCAGCAUUUAGUGUGACUUUAGUUAAAAUUUAUUAAAUUUUAUAUGUAGACUUUAAUCUAAAGGAACUGUUAGACAGUUCUAACACAGGUAUUAUAUUUUGAUUAGUCAUAUUAUUAAAUGUGAUCUUGAUCUUACUUAUUUAAUCAUUAUUAUUAUUAUUAUUUUACGGCCAGCAUUGGACCACUUAAGUCAAUAUAAUGGUUAGAUUCUUUUUAGUUUUACUUAUUUAAUCAUUAUUAACAAUUAGUGCUUUAUAUGUGCUCAUCAGUAACUGUUGGAAGUGAAGUUUACAUGUUCAAUUAUAAUCAUGUACCAGUGGGUUUAUUGUCCAUAUUUAUUUGUAGUACUGUGCUAAUACAAUUUCUUUGGAUACUGCAAGUAUACUUUUCAUCUGAGGCCUUUAGGUUGAUGUCCGGUAAGAGGUAUCUCCUUGACUAUGCGUUCAAGUGUUACUGAACAUAUCCUUGCUUUAAAAUUGUCUUUCACUCAUCCAUGAGGAUGAUAAACCCAUAGGGAAUGUUUGGUAUCCAAGUCAAUCUGAACUCAAAGAAACUCGACAAUAGCAUUGUCUACUUUGAAUUACAAUACUUUAAGCUACAAGUUUAACAAUUAAUUUGAUGGUUUGCUUGACACCCUAUCAAUGCUAAGGAUGUAACAUUAGCAUAGGAGUGAUAUGUUA